Molecule: messenger RNA, 1284 nt
Organism: Macadamia integrifolia
Lineage: Eukaryota; Viridiplantae; Streptophyta; Magnoliopsida; Proteales; Proteaceae
Exons: 8
Coding region: 255-953 (232 amino acids)
Source: RefSeq, a predicted model, not a curated record
UUCUUAGCUCUCGUUGGUAGCCUUAUUCUUGCCGCUUGAAAGAUAUUAAGCUUAAUACGAGUCUAGUCUCUCUCCUUCGUAUUCGCUGGAGAGAAGUGGAGAACCGAGGCGAGGUUCUCACGUUCUCCCUAUCACGUUCUAAAGCCGCGUCGGUCCUCAGAGAGUCUCAGAGAGAGCUCUUUCUUCUAAUCUCUGCAAAUAGAAACACAUUCUCUUCUCCGGUUUCAGGGAAGAAGGUAACAAAUUAAGCAACCAUGGUGUCGCAGGAGUAUAUGGAAAAGAUGCAGGCCCGCCAGAAUUACCGGAAUCUCUGGCAUAGCGAUCUCAUUGGGACAAUUCAAGCUGAUACGCCUUAUUGCUGCUUUGCAGUGUUCUGUGGACCAUGCGUAUCAUACUUGCUCCGCAAACGAGCUCUUUACAAUGAUAUGUCAAGGUAUAUAUGCUGUGCUGGUUAUGUGCCAUGUAGUGGUAAGUGUGGAGAAAGUCAGUGCCCUGAAUUUUGUCUUGCAACUGAGGUCUUCUGCUGCUUUGGAAAUUCAGUUGCAUCAACUCGUUUCCUGUUGCAAGACGAGUUCAACAUACAAACAACACAAUGCGAUAACUGCAUUAUUGGUUUCAUGUUCCUCCUCCAACAAAUUGCAUGUAUAUUUUCCAUUGUUGCGAUGAUUGUUGGAAGUGAAGAAAUCUCAGAAGCUUCUCAAAUAUUAAACUGUUUGUCUGAUUUUGUUUAUUGCUCGGUUUGUGCAUGUAUGCAGACACAACAUAAGAUUGAAAUGGAUAAAAGGGACGGUAAAUUUGGACCACAGCCAGUGAUGGCUAUACCGCAAUUUCAAGAGAUGUCGCGUUUAGAUCGGCCAGUUCCCCCUUCAGUCGGAUAUCCACCUCAGCCAGCGUAUGGGCAGCCCUAUGGGUACCCUCCUGCCGGUUAUCCACCUCCAGGUUAUACCAGGUGAUCUGUAUCAUGAUGCAAAUGGAUACGCAAGUAAUAUCAUUAUUGUUGAGGUCUUGAAAAGGUCUUAGCUUAUUUUACUUUGAGAUCUCUAGAGUGAGUUCAUCGAUGUAUUUUAUAGGAAGAACGGGUUUUACAGGUACAGAUGAUUGGUACAUUAUACCAGGUGUCUGAACUCUGAACAUCUUAGAUUUUACUUUGAACUUAUGAUGCUGGCGUCUUUGUUGAUGAUUUUUGUUUGUAAUACAUUUGGGUUUUGUUGUAAGAAUAUGUUUGACCUGGAGAUUAUUUAAGCUACAAACCAACUUAAUAAGGUUAUCAAAGUCCUUUCUAUU